GUUCAAGAGUGUCACAAAUAGGAGUGUCACAAAUACAAUACACAACGCUCUAAACACUCUGUCUUCUCACUAGGAUUUCCGGCGACACUUUCUCUACCGACAACCUGAAGCCAGUGCGGCAGUAAUGCCGCCGGCGGAGGGAAUCGGCCCGAAGCAAGCUACGGUGAAGAUCUCCUAUGUGGCGGUGGUUAGGGAUCCUCUCCCAGGCCACCGCGUGCAGGCUCAACCUGUUUCUUUCGCAAGCGUAGACUACCAAUCUAUCGAUGGCAAGACAGGGCGAUUCAGAGGUUUCCCGUCUGUCAAUUUCUCUGAUUCGGAUAUUCAGGUACCAUCUACGUCUUUGCGGUACGCUCUUGUGGGAACCUUUCCGAAAGGCAGGCCACCCCUUGUAGCGAUUCAGAAAGCUAUGGCGGCCCUAGGUUUUUCACAUGCCUAUUCCGUCGGUCUUCUCCGACCGCACCUGAUUCUCUUUAAUUUCCAACCCGAUUCAGAUUUCCAACGAUUUUGGAUUAAAAAGUCUUGGGAUUUUUACGGAUUUGCGAUGACCCUAACCCGUUGGAACCCAUCCCUCUCGGUCAAUUGUGAUUCCCCUUUGGCCCCAGUUUGGGUGGCCCUCGAGGGACUGCCUGUUCACCUUCACGAUGGCAGGGCACUCUUCCACAUAGCUGGUCUAUUGGGGAGACCACUUCUCACUGAUUCUCCAACUGCAAAUUUCACGAGACCAUCUACUGCCAGAUUUUGUGUUGAAAUUGAUGUCUCUAAAGUUUUACCCUCUAAAAUAUGGAUUGGAAAUGGGAACACAAGCUUCUUUCAACCCGUACUGUACGAACAACUCCCAAUUUACCGUAAUUCUUGCUCUCGUUUUGGACACGAAAAAUCUAUGUUCCACCAAAACGAUUUGAAUAGGGAACCAAUACCUUUGAUGCCUUUACAUGCAAGCUCAGGUCUGUGAAUUGAGUGCCCCAAUUUUUGAAGCUCCUGCUGUUAAGGUACCUGAAGCAAUUCAGGCACCUGUGGUUAAGGGUCCUGUUGUAGGUGCUUUUGCAUCUAAUGAUACCUUUUCUGUUGAGGCUCCCCUCUUUGAUGCCAAUGUUGAUACUCAGAUUACCUGUGAUGACUUAGCUGCCACUCUGGUUUCUGAGGUUCCUGUGGAUGCACAGAUUCUUCAAUCUGUUGAUUACCAGGUUCCUGCGCCAGAUGCUUUUGAAACACCUGUUGAUGCAGCGCCAAAUGCCCCUGCAAUUUUUAAGGCUAUUGUGAACUCACAGGUUAUCACACCCGUCGACACUCAGUUUAAAACCCCGGUGGUUUUUCAAUCCCCUGUUGAUGUCCAUUGUCCAUAUCACUGCCCCUGAGGUUUUACAAAUUCCAGUUUGCACUAACCAACAACUGGUUACCAGCCAAACCUCUGUUGUACAGGUUGCCCUUGAUAAAAAUUUUGAAUGUGAACUGAUUCCUGAUGCGUGUCAAUCUGGCAGCAAUGCCAAUGCUACAAACCUUGUCUUAAAUAACGAACAACCCACGGUGGCCACCUCUAACAAGUUGGUAACUGUUAGCAAGGCGGUAACUGUUGGUGUAGUUCAUCCGGAAAUGACGGUGCCCACUGAUACUCACUUGAUUGAAGCUACUGCUGCCAACAGAAACCACAACACAUAUACAGGAUAUGAUGAACUUAGUUCUGAUCCCAAUGAAUGUGAACUGAUUCAUGAUACCACAAUAACCACUUAUUUGUCCAAUGAUGAGGCUAUAUCUGAGGACCCCCAUAUUAUCCAUCAGUUUUCUAAUGUUACAGAUUUUCAGGGUACCGAGCCCGACUGUCCUAAGGGAUUCACACAGGUAAUCAACAAGAAAAAACUAUCAAAGACACCCCAAGAGGACAAACAACUAUACUAUGAGGUGGGAUACAGUUCUCGUCUCAUGAUCACAAGAAGUCAAUCCAAGCAACCCCGAGAUGAAACUGAUUACUUCCUUUACCCGGUUGACGCGAGGCUUGAAUCGCCACAUCAAUUGGCUGAGGCGCUUCAGAGAUACAAAACAUCCUGCCCGAACUCCAAAACUUACCAACCGUACCUGCGGAAUGCAAUAAGGUUCCACAACAAAUACAACAGGACUAUAUCAUCCUCUAUGGGAAUUCCAACAAGGAACUUUAAUUGCUAUUGUCUCUCUUAUCUCUACUUUCUCAUUACCCACUUGUACUUUUUAUUUCCUUGUAUCUUUCAAGUUUUUCUAAAUAAUUAUUACUCCCUCCGUCCCAAUUUGUAAGAUACUUUACGGUUUACGAUGUUUGAUCGACGAUAAAGCAAAUUUAUCCGUGGCAACACUCAAAUUAGUUUUAGAAAAUAAAGUUUACAUAUUCAGAAACUUUAUUAAAACCGCUACAAAAUCUGCAAAAAAUAAUUCAAACUUCAUAAAGUUUUGAUAUAUAAAGUAAAAGAUUAAGAGUGAUUUAUGUUGACCAAGUGAAUAGUAAAUGUAUCUUACAAUUUGGGACUGAGGGGGUAAUAAAAUUCGGAAGUGUUCCCUGACACUUCCUCCACCGCACGUGGUUUGCUCCAGGACAAAAAAAAUAGUUUUUUGUUCUUAUUAACCUAUGGGAAAAUGGAAACUAAUAUUCUACCCUUUUAGCGGUCU
Cuscuta europaea is the source of this 2631-nucleotide messenger RNA. NCBI's taxonomy places the organism in Eukaryota, Viridiplantae, Streptophyta, Magnoliopsida, Solanales, Convolvulaceae. The record is from the annotation of a GenBank genome assembly.